UCAUGACACGCGUGUCUGCAUCCCCAGCGCGCGCAGGACCUGACGCAAGAGGACUAUAAAGCAACCAAAACGAGACUUUAAGAGAGCCGGACACGCAUUGAGGGUGAUGCCAACAUCCAGAGAUCAUCUGUGCUACCAUCAUCACCACAACCCGAAACCCGAUCUGCCCGGGACUGACACCGCGCACGCUUCUGCGUUCUUUCCGCUGCUGUGUAUCCAGCGGACGAUGUGAAGACAUUCGCAAGCGAUGCGUUUCGUGCGCGUGUGCCAGCCGACUGGGACGCGUUGAAAUCUAUGACAUCAGUUACACGAGGAGAUUAUUUUUGUGAAAAUACCGACUAGGAAGUGAAGAUACCGACGCUUGCAACUAUAGAUUUAUUUGAGUUAAGAUCACGAGGACUUCAUGCGGUCGAAUAAUCGCUCGGAAUUCGCGAAUACUCGAUAUCGUUUUUAAAACUCUACUAGAUUGUAAAAUUGAUUUUGACUUUAUUGUCUAAAAUUGUUUUAUAUUGCAACAUCUAAGAUCAACAUUUGGAUUUUAAGGCAGUGAAUUUACCAAACUAUUAGGUUACACCAGUUAGAGUACCUGGGGUGGGACAGCUCGGGUAAAAGUAUCUCUGUGGAGUAACAACUAAACAAUUGUAAUUUUUUGGCAGUGGGUGGAUCCUACUGGAAAGCUGUGUUGACACUUGUGCUCUUGACUUUGAUGGGAUAUUUAAACCCUUGUUUCCGAUCUUCAUCAUUUGCCUUCAGGUUCAUCUGUAAAGAUCAACUAACCAUCUAAACGUUCCUCACCGACUACUUUAAAGAAGACCCUCGCGAACCAUGGAUCUCAAAACCGAAUCCGACGAUAACCUGGACUGCCAGCGUCCGGCACCCAUCGAGGUGUUCGCCAGCCGCUCGACCCUUCACGGCAUCUCGCACGUGUUCAGUUACGAACGCCAGUGCGUUAAACGCUUCAUUUGGAUCUUGUUUUUCCUGGGCUCGUUUUCGUUUCUGGUGAUGGUGUGCGUGGACCGCAUCAAGUUUUACUUCCAGUACCCCCACGUCACGAAGCUGGACGAGGUCACGGCACAUAAGAUGACGUUCCCCGCCGUGACCUUCUGCAACCUGAACUCUUUCCGCUUCGACAGCGUGAGCCGCAACGACCUGUAUCACGCAGGCGAGCUGCUCGCGCUGCUAAAUCGCAGGUAUGAGAUCCGGGACACACACCUGGUGGAGGAAAGCGUCCUCAAGACUCUGAAGGAAAGGGCGGACUUCUCCAGCUUCAAGGCCCGGCCAUUUAACAUGCGUGAGUUCUACGACCGCACGGGUCACGACAUCAAAGAAAUGCUGCUGUCCUGUUACUACAGAGGAGUGGAAUGCAGCGCAGAGGAUUUCAAAGUGAUCUUCACCCGCUAUGGAAAAUGCUACACAUUUAACUCCGGUCAAGACGGCCGGGAUCUGUUGAUCACUAUGAAGGGCGGGAUGGGGAACGGCCUGGAGUUGAUGCUGGACAUCCAACAGGACGAGUACCUGCCCGUGUGGGGCGAGACCGACGAAACGUCAUUCGAGGCCGGGAUUAAAGUUCAGCUCCACACGCAGGACGAGCCGCCCUUCAUCGAUCAGCUGGGAUUCGGUGUGGCUCCCGGAUUCCAGACGUUCGUGUCCUGUCAGGAACAGAGGUUGACGUUUCUUCCUCCGCCGUGGGGCGACUGUAAAUCAUCAGCUAUGGAUUCAGAUUUCUACAGCUCGUACAGCAUUACGGCCUGCCGCAUUGACUGCGAGACGCGUUAUCUGGUGGAGAACUGCAACUGCCGCAUGGUGCACAUGCCCGGAGACGCUCCGUACUGCACACCGGAGCAGUAUAAAGAGUGCGCCGAUCCGGCUCUAGAUUUUCUGGUGGAGAGAGACAACACGUACUGCGUGUGCGAAACGCCCUGUAACAGCACUCGAUACAGCAAAGAGCUUUCUUUCGUCAAGAUCCCCAGCAAAGCCUCCGCUAAAUAUCUGGCAAAGAAGUACAACAAAACCGAGCAGUACAUCGCAGACAACAUCUUGGUUCUGGACAUCUUCUUUGAGGCUCUGAACUACGAGACCAUCGAGCAGAAGGCAGCGUACGAGUUGGCCGGUCUUCUGGGUGACAUCGGUGGACAGAUGGGAUUGUUCAUUGGUGCGAGUAUCCUCACCGUACUGGAGCUCUUUGACUAUCUGUAUGAGGUGAUCAAGUUUAAAUUUUGUCGCUGCAAGAACAAAAAGCAGAGGGCCAAUAACAACGAGAGAGGAGCUGUUCUCAGCCUGGACGAUGUAAAGCAUCACGCUCCCUGUGACAACCUUCGUACCCCAUCGACUUACACAGGCAACAUGCUACCUCAUCAUCCCGGUCAGGGUAACUUCGAAGACUUCACCUGUUGAGAAACACAAGAGCGUCCGUGUGAUGGAGAUCAGAACAUCAGAGCAUCACAGACCCAUCACGACCAUUACAAAACACGCGGAACCGAACAACACGGGAAGAAAAACACGUAACCAAUUCUGCGUAUAUAUUCACAUGAAAAUGUGCCAAACUUUUUCGCGGAACCUGCAAAGGAAAUACUGCCUCAAAACUCCCGGAAGCCUCGUGACGGUGGAUCUUCUGACGAGGACUUUCUUGUAUCGUGACUCGGACAUCGAAUCAGCCUCUCACAGCUGGACCCUGAUGCCUUUGUGUACAUAGCGACUGUUCUAAACUGUUCUCAGAUCAGCGGCUUACGUAGAUCAGUAGAUAAAUAUAGCGCUUAACUCACUGUAUGUAGCCUCAUGAUAGUCUCACUCAUUCAGUAUCUCAUGAGAAUGUAAAUCUUCUGAAUGGAGAGUUCAGAUUCAGCCGUUCUGAUUUCAUCCUGUAAAUGCAUGCUGAUCGUCCUGUGCAUGGUUUUAUUUUGAUCAACAUUUCAUCAUCAUUAUUAUUAAUAUCGCCAGUUUGCCACCAUUAUAAACAGGCUUAAGAAGACGCCAUAAUUGAGUUUGCGUGUGUGGAUACAAUUUCUCUAAAUGACUGUAACAUGAUGAGACAACAACACCAUAUAUGAAGAGUCUUUAGAAGAAAAUACAGUUGAAACACAACGAGAAUAAGCUCUUCAGUUUUCUCUCUUGGUUGUUUUAUUUGGAGACAAACUUGGACUUGCAUAAUAUCAACAUAUGAGCAGCAUCUAAAUUGUAAAAAUGUAUCUGAUGUAGAAGGAUGUGCGAAUGUUUACAAAUCUCAUUUAUGUUCUUAGAAUGUUGAAAUAGAUUUUAUUGACAUUGAAUGAUACAUCUGAGAGACAGAUUUGUUAAGUGUGUACUGAGUGUGUUUCCAAACAAAGGUAUACUAAACAGGUGUGUGUGCGCACCUUCAUUUAUGUGUAAUUGUUUGAAAGUUUAUUUGUUGUGUAUGCGCGCACAUUCAUUUGUGUGUGUUUGGGUGAAGAUGUUUGCACGUACAUAUGUGUGUGUGUGUGUGUGUGUGUGGGUGUGUUCAGUUGUGUAUGAUUGUGUGAAAGUUUAUUUGUUGUGUGUGUGUGCACAUUCAUGUGUGUGUGUUUGGGUGAAGAUGUUUGCACGUAUGUGGGUGUACAUUUGUGAAUGAUUGUGUGAAAGUUUAUUUGUUGUGUGUGUGUGCACAUUCAUUUGUGUGUGUUUGGGUGAAGAUGUUUGCACGUAUGUGCGUGUUCAUUUGUUUAUGAUUGUGUGAAAGUUUAUUUGUUGUGUGUGUGCACAUUCAUUUGUGUGUGUGUGGGUGAAGAUAUUUGCACCUAUGUGUGUGUUCAUUUGUGUAUGAUUUUGUUAAAGUUUAUUUGUUGUGUGUGUGUGCACAUUCAUUUGUGUGUGUUUGGGUGAAGAUAUUUGCAUGUAUGUGUGUGUUCAGUUGUGUAUGAUUGUGUGAAAGUUUAUUUGUUUUGUGUGUGUGCACAUUCAUUUGUGUGUGUUUGGGUGAAGAUGUUUGCACGUAUGUGGGUGUACAUUUGUGAAUGAUUGUGUGAAAGUUUAUUUGUUUUGUGUGUGUGCACAUUCAUUUGUGUGUGUUUGGGUGAAGAUGUUUGCACGUAUGUGGGUGUACAUUUGUGAAUGAUUGUGUGAAACUUUAUUUGUUGUGUGUGUGUGCCACAUUCAUUUGUGUGUGUUUGGAUGAAGAUGUUUGCACGUAUGUGGGUGUUCAUUUGUGUAUGAUUGUGUGAAACUUUAUUUGUUCUGUGUGUGUGCAUUCAUUUGUGUGUGUUUGGGUGAAGAUAUUUGCACGUAUGUGUGUGUUCAUUUGUGUAUGAUUGUGUGAAACUUUAUUUGUUCUGUGUGUGUGCAUUCAUUUGUGUGUGUUUGGGUGAAGAUGUUUGGACAUAUGUGUGUGUUCAUUUGUGUAUGAUUGUGUGAAAGUUUAUUUGUUUUGUGUGUGUGCACAUUCAUUUGUGUGUGUUUGGGUGAAGAUGUUUGCAUGUAUGUGUAUUUGUGUGUGUGUUCAUUUGUGUGAAAUUGUGUGAAAGUUUAUAUGUUGUGUGCAUGCACAUUAACACAUUCUUUGUGUAAAGAUGUUUGCACGUAUGUGUGUUUUGGGGUCUGUGAAGGUGUGUAUGUGCACAUGUGUUUAGAUUUAUCUGUGCACACAUACAUGUGUUUGGAUGAAGGUGUGUGUGUGCGUGUGUGUGUGUGUGCAUGUGUGUGUGUGCGUGGGUGUGUGCGUGGGUGGUUCAGUCGUCUGGUUCGACUGCUGUUUUCUGUCAUCAUUUGAAUUCUGCUCAUGAACGUGAGCUGUUGAUUGUUUAUUUGACUUUUGUCUUGCAGCGACAUAUUUGUCAGCAUCAUAUCAAAGCACAACGACCGCUGAUAUGUAAAGGAAAUCGAAUGAUCAAAUAUUAUUAUCUGUGUUAUUAUCAUUAUAUUCAGCUGAUUCAUAAUACUACGUUUAGAUCUUUUGUUGUUGUUUUUACGACAAACACACAUAUUGCCUGAUCGUCCGUCAGCAUCUGCAGAUAAUAGGCUGUUCU
This is a messenger RNA of Triplophysa dalaica, 4976 nucleotides long. It is a transcript of the gene asic1b, whose product is annotated as acid-sensing (proton-gated) ion channel 1b. Gene Ontology annotation, biological process: sodium ion transmembrane transport. The record is from RefSeq and is a predicted model, not a curated record. The coding region runs from base 826 to 2394 and encodes 522 amino acids. Gene Ontology annotation, cellular component: membrane. NCBI's taxonomy places the organism in Eukaryota, Metazoa, Chordata, Actinopteri, Cypriniformes, Nemacheilidae. The transcript has 11 exons.